This is a messenger RNA of Scatophagus argus, 1897 nucleotides long. RefSeq names its product translocase of outer mitochondrial membrane 40 homolog, like (gene tomm40l). Gene Ontology annotation, cellular component: mitochondrial outer membrane translocase complex; mitochondrial outer membrane. The transcript has 10 exons. The record is from RefSeq and is a predicted model, not a curated record. Lineage: Eukaryota; Metazoa; Chordata; Actinopteri; Scatophagidae. The coding region runs from base 244 to 1272 and encodes 342 amino acids. Gene Ontology annotation, molecular function: transmembrane protein transporter activity. Gene Ontology annotation, biological process: protein import into mitochondrial matrix.
UAUCCGUCCCUAUGUGUUUAUACCAUAAGAGGUUUCGCUGAAAAUAUAUGAACAUAUGAGCUGUUUUUUCGGCAUUUGGCACCUGCAGAAGUGGCUUUUGUUUUCGUUAACCAGCGGCAACUUUGUGUGUGUUUUAAGGCUGUCAGCUGCUUGACAAGCUAGCGAGCAGGUUAACCACUGCAAUGAACGGUGCUAAAGAGCUAGCUUAGCUAACUUUCUUUUCGCACGGGCUUCUGAGUGAGAAUGGGCAGUGUUUUGGCUGCCAGCUCCCCCAACCCUCCACCCCCGCCAGCCUCUGGCGGUGCUGCCGUCCCGGGGUUGACGGUGCCACCAGGUUUUGGGAUGCCUCAGGUCUCUUCUGUCAUAUCCCCUGCGGAGGCAGCCUCAGGACAGCAGCAGGAGGCAGAAAACCCUUUGCCUAAUCCGGGUGCAUUUGAUGAGUGUCAUCGCAAGUGCAAAGAGGUUUUCCCCAUGCAGAUGGAGGGCGUCAGGCUGGUUGUCAACAAGGGCCUUAGCAAUCACUUCCAGGUGAAUCACACUGUGCUGCUGAGCACCAUGGGAGAUUCCAGCUACAGGUUUGGUGCAACAUACGUUGGAUCAAAGCAGAUGGGUCCAGCAGAGUUUUUUCCAGUCAUGAUAGGAGACAUGGACAACAGCGGCAGCCUGAACGCCCAGAUCAUCCACCAGAUCACCAACAGAAUACGAUCCAAAAUAGCCUUCCAGACACAACAAAACAAAUUUGUGAACUGGCAAGGUGAUGCUGAGAUCAGGGGAGAAGAUUUCACUGCGACGGUUACACUUGGUAACCCAGAUGUCCUUGCUGGCUCUGGUAUUGUUGUAGCACACUACCUCCAGUCCAUAACGCCGGCUCUGGCACUGGGAGGGGAGCUGGUGUACCACCGCAGGCCAGGAGAGGAAGGCACAGUGAUGUCUUUAGUUGGCAGAUACACAGGCAGUAACUACAUCGCCACACUGACGCUCGGUUCAGCAGGAGCUCAUGCUUCAUAUUAUCACAAAGCCAAUGAGCAGUUGCAGGUCGGUGUGGAGUUUGAGGCGAGCAGCCGCAUGCAGGACACCAGUGUGUCAUUUGGUUACCAGCUAGAUGUGCCGAAAGCCAAUCUACAGUUUAAAGGUUCACUGGACAGUAACUGGAUAGUUGGCGCGACAUUAGAAAAGAAGCUGCUCCCGUUGCCGCUCUCUCUGGUCCUCUGCACCUUCCUCAACCACCGCAAGAACAAGUUCCAGUGCGGGUUUGGCGUCACUAUCGGUUAGACUGACUGAGCGGCGGGUUAUCGACCGCCUGCGGACAGACUCGAUAUGGACUAGCAGACUAUGCCCUGUACACUAAAAACUCCGUCUGUCUCCUGAUUCGGCUGUUGUCAUGUUAUUGGUUUCCCAGAUUGCAUUUCAUCAGAUGUGCUGAAUAAAAGGUAAUGAUGUAAAUCUAAUACAUUUAAUCCUGUAAGACAAAUCGCCCGAUUGGUCGAUACAGAAGUGUAACAAAUUAGGUGAUCUGUCAGGAUUUUGUUGACUGUGAACUCCCGACACAAACCGAUAGACUGUAGACAUAACACAUUGAGAGACGUUGCAGAGCUCUUGGUCUUUGUCACUGAGUUCAGUGCCUGUCGCUCCAAUUUUGAAUUUUAUUCUUUUUUUUUUUUACUGUAAAAUCUGUCUGUGUGUGCAGUGAAUGCAGUUGUUGUCAUUUGUUUGUUUAAAGGUGAUUUACUGAUUACAGAUGACGUUUCCAGCUAUCAGAAAGCAGUGUGCCGUACUGCAUGCUACUAUCACAAUCCAUCACAGGUUUUGUUGCCUUUUUUAUGUUACAACCAUGAGGAAGCGUAUAUAUGACCUGUAUAUACCUCUUGGAAACUGAUAAAUGCCAUUUCUUACAAAA